AGCUACGGACGCGCGGCUCCUACCCGACUGCCAUGCGCGCGCGCGAGACCAGAGCCGCGAGCGAGGAGCCGCACCGCACGCUUUCUCUGCCGCCUCACAGCACGGACGCCGAAGCUGAUUAGCGCUGCACUCACACCCACGGGUCUCACGCCGGCCGCAGAAAAGCACGCGGAGCGAGGCUGUGCUCCGGGCUGCUCUCAGGUACUACCGCAAGGGAACUUCACUCGUAACUCAGGGGUUGCAGGAUCAAAUCCCGAAUUCCGGGGGCACGGCUCUGCUUAACCUGAAAGACUUUGGUUUGGUAUCCCGGCGUAUCAAGAGAACUUGAGCAGCUCAGGUGUCACGGCGACAGCGUCAGAGAGCCGGGCCGAGGCCAGCUAACAUGCACGCGGGCGGCCAGCGCUGGAUCCGGAAGGGGCCCAAGACAGACCGUCCGAGAAACGGGAGGAAGAUGCUCGACCCCUAAGGACAAAGCCCUUGGAAGCCAGACAGCAGCCGCAGACGAUCUCGCCAUGGACGCCUUUCUCUGUGGAGGCUUCCGGUCCCGUUCAGUAGAGCACGCGCCCUAGAGCAUCAUGGGACCGGGCGGGCCUUGAGCAGCGGGCGGACACGCUAACGGACGGGCCGUCGGGAUGCGGACGCAGCGCGGGAGGGGCGGCUGAAGGAUGUAGCGGGGGGGGGGGGGCCGCGCCAGCAGCUGGGUGUCCCGCGAAUUCACGCCGAGACCGCCAACAUGGAGACGGGCGCGCCGUUCCCCGUCGAGGUCUACGAGAACGGCACCGACCGGCACAACGCCACCGCCGCCUGCAACGCCACGGCCGACGCCGCCAGGAGCGCGGACGCCUACGCCGUCGGCCUCUUCCUCUCCUGCCUCUACACCAUCCUCCUCUUCCCCAUCGGCUUCAUCGGCAACAUCCUCAUCCUGGUGGUCAACUUCAACCACCGGGAGAAGAUGACCAUCCCGGACCUGUACUUCGUCAACCUGGCCGUGGCCGACCUCAUCCUGGUGGCCGACUCCCUGAUCGAGGUCUUCAACCUGAGCGAGAAGUACUACGACAUCGCCGUCCUCUGCACCUUCAUGUCCCUCUUCCUCCAGGUCAACAUGUACAGCAGCAUCUUCUUCCUCACCUGGAUGAGCUUCGACCGCUACGUGGCGCUGGCGGGCUCGGUGAGCAGCGGCCCGCCCCGCUCCAUGCAGCGGGCCAAGCUCAGCUGCGCCCUCAUCUGGGCGGCCUCCAUCCUGGCCACCCUGCUGCCCUUCAGCAUCGUGCAGACCCAGCACACCGGCGAGGUCCACUUCUGCUUCGCCAACGUCCCGGAGAUCCAGUGGCUGGAGGUGACCAUCGGCUUCGUGGUGCCCUUCUCGGUCAUCGGCCUGUGCUACUCGCUGAUCGUGCGCGUCCUCAUGCGGGCGCAGAAGCACCGGGGCCUGUGGCCGCGGCGGCAGAAGGCCCUGCGCAUGAUCGUGGUGGUGGUGCUGGUCUUCUUCAUCUGCUGGCUGCCCGAGAACGUCUUCAUCAGCAUCCAGCUGCUGCAGGGUGCCGGCGACCCCGCCGGCCAGAGCGCCAGCACGCUCUGGCACGACCACCCGCUCGCCGGCCACGUGGUCAACCUGGCCGCCUUCUCCAACAGCUGCCUCAACCCCAUCAUCUACAGCUUCCUGGGCGAGACCUUCCGGGACAAGCUGCGGCUCUUCCUGAAGAAGAAGGUGGGCUGGCCCGUCAUCUACCGCUUCUGCCACCACACGCUGGACCUGCGCAUCCCCGACCGCAGCGACGUGUCCGAAGUUUGAGGGGGCCCCUUUCGG
Molecule: messenger RNA, 1807 nt
Organism: Anguilla anguilla (European eel)
Lineage: Eukaryota; Metazoa; Chordata; Actinopteri; Anguilliformes; Anguillidae
Product: G-protein coupled estrogen receptor 1-like
Exons: 2
Coding region: 734-1792 (352 amino acids)
Biological process (GO): G protein-coupled receptor signaling pathway
Cellular component (GO): membrane
Molecular function (GO): G protein-coupled receptor activity
Source: RefSeq, a predicted model, not a curated record